GCUUAAUUGCCCAAUUCGCGGGAAACGCAAGAAAAAAACCUAAAGUUUUCGUGGAUGGACAAGUUGGAACGAGCAGUGCGAAGCUUGCCAAGUCCAAUGUAAACAAAAAUCAGAUUUCCAAAUCGGAGAGCCUGCAAUUGAAUUAGCUUCGCUAUUAAAUGAGAGUUUGUUGUAAACAUUGAUAAGUGCUAUAAAAGACAAACGCAUGGAGUCGCAUGAGAGCAGUCGUCAAACGGAUAUGGCGGCGGACGAUUCAAAGUUUGAGUCAGAGGCAGAGUCUGAUUCGAGCCAUGAAACAAAUAAUGGAGAGCUACCAGACCUGGAGCAAAUCAAGGAAGAUGAUAAUUCUGCGCAAGAGUGUAACAAGGCGAAGGAGAAUCGGCUGAAAGAGCGUGAGGAGCGACCACUUGUUCUGGAGGAAAGGCACUCGCUUUCUAUAGCCGAAACAAAGAAGCGUCGGGCCAACGUCUACUCCAAUGAGAAUCUGUUUAUACCCAAAGAGUUGGCUCGGGGUAAGCUCUAUCUGCGCAAAUAUCAGUCUUUGGAUCAAAUUAGUAAAAACACUGAUUACUGCAUGAGAAUGCUCAAAUUUCCGGUUGGAUCGGGUCGAGCGCGUUACGUAGCCCAACAAAUGAAGAGGAAAAAAACAAAGAAAUUAAUGGAAGUUCCAAAAGAACUACCCGACGAGACAACGUCAAAAGAAAAAUGCGAGAUCUCAGUAGACAGCAGCAAUGAAGAGUUGUACAUCAAGCAAGAGCCGAACGAAAGCCCAGAGAUAGAUAAGUUUGAUGACUUGAACCAGGCUCUUAGCAUGACCAACCUCAACUUGGAGCAUACGAAUAGAAAUCAGCUACACAGCGAUGACGAGGGCUGCAUCAUACUGGAAGAGAUACUCAAUACGUCUUUAUCCGGCUCCAAAGAGGAUGGCACCGAGGAGUUCAUAGAGGUCGUCUCCAAUCGUCAACUUAGUCAAGCUGCGAACUUAGAGUUAAAGCCCAAGAGCGAAGAUGAGCCGCUGGACAAGCCAGAGCCGCUGGUGGACAAGCAAGAGCCGUUCAAAAUGCCACUCUUACGUUGGCACAAUCCGGACGGGAAUGAGCAGGAUAUCAAAAUGGGAGUUGUGGAGGAGCUGGAGCAUAUGAGUUUGUCGGCCAAUGUGGGCUUCAAUGGGGUAACAACAGCGGCCGCAGUUCAUGUGGAACAACGAGAGGAGCAGCUCAAUGGACAGUUUCAGAAUUUUUCAGAUGUGUCUCUAGACGAAUUCCAGAUACUAGAAAGAAUGAAACAACAGCAACUGGAGCAUACAGAAGAUACAGAGCUACAACAACAAUGUUACGAUACUGCUACAGAGCAACAAUGUGAGGAGCUAGAAGAGUCGCCGCAGCAGCAGUUGCCAGCUGAAAGUAUGCAAUAUAUUCCUAAUGGGCAGUAUGCAAUGCCCACUGAGCGAGUCACAACCUCAAGUUAUGCGUCCAGUGAGACGCCACACCUGAUGCCAGACACUGUCUUGCCGCCCCUUUAUCCUGGCAACCAACUGCAAUCUACUAUCGUGGAGGCGGAAGCGCAGGCGCAGACGCAAGCUCAGGCUCAGGCUCAAGCGCAAGCGCAAGCUUUGCAGUUACAGCAGCAGCAAAAUUACUUUCAAAAGCAAUAUUUAGAAGCGGGUCAAAAGGAGUUGAGCCAGCUCAAUGCACAGUAUCAGAAACUGAAAGGCCAUGAGGAUAAGCAGCUCAAGGAAUUUAGCAAGGCACUCAAGGAGAUCCAUGCGAAUCGGCUGAUUUGUGAACGCGAACAUGCUGACUAUCAUAGAAAAUUCAUGAUUAAAAUGAUCGAGAGCAAAAAGCAAGAGGAGACUAUUCAGGCCCAUAAGAACGAAAUAAAAAGACAGCUGGAUGCUGAACUAAAUAGCCUGCAAGAGCGCAUUGCUAAAAAGCAGCACCAGCUGCAGGAAUGUUCGCGGUCAUUGCAAUGGCAGCGACAACAAUACGAAUACCAGCARCAACAACAACAGCAGGAUGCAUUUGCACAGUGCGUAGCCAGGUCCAAGUCGCCAGGUUCACAGCUGAAGGGACAGCGCCGACUCUUGCCAGCACCGCCGCAAGUUGUCUACAUGCAACCUCCGGUGACAGUUCGCUCAAAUGAAUUCCAAUCCUACAGCGAUAGCAUUCUGCCACAUCGACACACGCUGGACAGAUGCAGCACUCCGCAUCCACUUCAAUCCACAUCGAAUGGCCUUGUGAAUCCUUGCAGAACAAACUACCCAAGCUUUGCUACGGCAACAACCACAAGCAAUAUAAUGGCAACUGGCCAUCAUGUUACGCUGACUGAAACUCCGACUCCUGGUGGCAGGAGCUCGUUGAAUCCGGCAAUUGAGCAAACUGCGAUAACGUCCAUUAUGAGCAACUAUGUCUCCAAUUAUCUGAACGAUAUGGAGUCAAACAAUUCCUAA
Molecule: messenger RNA, 2449 nt
Organism: Drosophila arizonae
Lineage: Eukaryota; Metazoa; Arthropoda; Insecta; Diptera; Drosophilidae
Source: RefSeq, a predicted model, not a curated record